UAAACAGGGAUACAUCUGCACUUUCACUGAGGGAGGGUGUACUGUUAGAAAGGGUGAAGCUGUGUCGACUUAGCUGGGUCAUCUUGGUGAAGACCAAGGAUGAGGUGGCAAAGGUGUUUAAGCGGUGGAUACGCUAUGUGGAGAGGGAAUCAGGGGCCAAGGUAAAGGUGUUAAGGUCAGAUCGGGGUGGAGAGUACCUUGGGAAAGAACUUCAAACCUUCUUGGAAGAAAAGGGUAUUACCCACCAGCUCUCUGUACCUUACACGCCGCAGCAAAAUGGGGCAGCGGAGCGGCUUAACAGGACCUUGACCGAUUUGGCUCGGGCCAUCCUUGCCCAUGCCGAGCUUGAUAACACUUGGUGGGGGGCAGCAGUGCAGUAUGCCAACUGGUCUGCCAUUGCCCUUGCACAGAAUGCAUGCUUGCAUGGCCGCACCAAACACAUGCAGGUCCGGUGGCAUUUCAUUCGGGAGAUGGUAGCUGCGGGUGAGGUGAUUUUGCAGUGGUGCCCCACCAACCGUCAGGCUGCUGAUAUUCUUACCAAGUCUCUUCCAUUUGAGCGUCAUGGGAACCAGCCAUUUCCCACCUCCACCCACGCACUCCCAUUUCCCUUUCGUCUGUCGCCCCUUCACCUCCGGCACGUCAGCCCUCGCCUCCCUUGUUACAACUCGAGACAAGUGCGGGAAAGUGCGUACCCCAAAUCCAUUUACAGUCCUCGAGGGCGGUGCGCGAAUCGAAUGGAAGCGAGAGGACAAGACGGGAAGGAGGGGGGCCGUGGGAAAUCGCAGAGCAACGAAGCCACUGAGAGCUGCGAGGAUAUGCUUAAAGCCACGGACUGGGGUGUUUCGGAUGGGCGCUGGGAGAACGGCCGCGGUGGUGGCGCGGAGGUCGCGCCUGGAAGCGGCGGGGAUGAGAUUUCGCCGCGCCGGCUGCUUGCAAUACUUCGCGCCCGCUCCACGCCUCUGAAUCCCACAGGCGAAAACGCAGGUGAACGCGCUGGCGAAAACGGUGGCGAAGCUGCAGGCGAAAUCGGUGGCGAAAACGCGGGAAAGGCGGGGCGAAAGCUGGUGGAAGCGUUUCUUGACGCUCGCGAGGCGCGGGCGAUCGUUCGACAGAGCACGCGGGAGGGGAAGGGGGAGGGGAAGGUGAGGCGGAGAGGGAGGAGAGGCCGAAGGCAGAGCGGAAGGGGAGAGCAAAGGGAGGGGAGAAGGGAAGGGGGAGGGCGAAGCGAUGACAGGGGAAGGGGUGACAGGGGCGAAACAGUUGAAGGGCAUGUGAGAGGGGAUCGCGGCACGGAUGAUGGCGACGCGAGUGGCAGCGACGGGAGCAGUGAGUAUGAGGACGAGGGGGAUGAGGGCGAGGGGGAUGAGGACGAGGAUGCGGAUGACGAUGCGGAGGAGGGCGGCGGUGUUCUGGGCGAGCUGUUUCCCGUCGAGGGGGCGGGGUGGCAGGCGGAGAGGAUGCGCGCGGAUGUCGGGGAGACAAGGGGGGAGGAGCCGCCACGAGCAGACGGCGCUGCCGCCGCCGCUGCUGCUGCUGCUGCUGCCGCCGCCGCCGCCGCCGCUGCUGCUGCUGCUGCUGACGUGGAUGCCGCGCCUUUGGUGUCGUCUCAAAACCGAGGUGUUUAUGGCGUAGGUGCUGCAGCUGCUCACAUAGAUUUUGCAACUUUAGAGUCCUCGAAAAAACUUGGUGUUUAUGAUGCUGGUGCUGGUGCUGGUGCUGGUGCUGCGCGUGGGGCCGCGUCGAAUGGGGGUGCUGGUGCAGAAGGGGCGCUCACGGCGUCUGCGCCCUUGGGGUCGAGCAGAGAAGGAUGGGGCGAGAUGGGGGCAGGGCAGGGGCGAGCGGGGGGGGGGGAUGGAGAGUGCAGGGCAGGACGGGCAGGCGGAGUAUGGGCGCCCGAGGCGUCCAGCAGAGAGGGAGCGGGCGAGGUGGGUGCCGGGCAGGGGGGAGUGGAUGACACAGGCAGGCGCGCCGAGGGCAGGGCGGGAGGGGCGGUGGGAGGUGCGAGGCCCACGGGGGCGGCUGGAGAAGGGGCGCGGGGAGUGGUGGCAGGGCAGGGGCGGACGGAAAAGGCGGGAGGGCAUGACGGGGAGGGGGGUGGGGAGGAUGAGGCUUUGGAGAAAGCGGACGGUUCCAAGGGCACGCAUGUCGAGAAGCUCACGGGAAGCAGCGAGGGUGUGGGAGGGGCGAGGCUCGUGGAGCCGCCUGCUCAAGGGGCGCGAGGAGGGGUGGCAGGCGAGGGGGUGACGGAAGGGACAGGAGGGAGCGGGGAGCAAGGGGAUGGGGAGAAAGGGGAUGGGGAGAAAGUGGAUGGGGAGAAAGGGGAUGGGGAGAAAGGGGAUGGGGAGAAAGGGGAUGGGGAGAAAGUGGGCGGCGCUAAGGGCGGGCGUGGCGAGGAGCUGACAGGAAGCAGCAAGGGCGAGUUCACGCCGCGCCACCUGCUGGCAUUCCUCCGCGCCCGGGCUGCCGGCGCUAGUGCUGCCGGCGCUGGUGCUGCCGGCGCUGGUGCUGCCGGCGCUGCGGUGCGUCUGAAGCAGGCGGGCCAGCGGUCUGACACAGGCAGUGGCGAGAUUGGGGGCGGGCAGUGGCGAGGGAUGGUAGCAUCGUUUCUGCGCGCAAGAGAGGCGCGGGCGACUGUUAGGAAGGUGAAGUGGGCGGGUGGAGACGAGGGAGUGAGAACGAGGCAGGAAAAACGGAGGGCGAAAGAGCAGAGGAGGAAGGGGAGGAGAAGUGGGGGAGUCUUGAGCUGGCACGUGGGGGGGAGAAGGAAGGGCGGGAGGGGUGGGAGAGACGUGAGAGCGGAUGGGGGAGGGGAAGCGAGAAGAGCGAGGGCGGAAGGGCAGGGGAGGGGAGAAGGGGGUAAGGGAGUGGUUGAUGGCGGGGAGGAGGAGGGGUUGGAAGGGCGUGAGGCCAUUCAUAACGAGGACGGGAAGAGCGGGGAUGUGUGGGAGGAUGACUUGGGGGACCUGUUUCACGUGGAGGGCUUCGACCGCUGCGAGCAAGUGGUGCUGGAGGAGCGAGCCGGGGGCGGGGAGUGCAGGGCGGUGGCGCUGCCAAGACUGGCUGAGGUGGAAGAACAACCGGGAUGGAGCAAGGACUCGGUAAGGGCUUUCUUGUUUCGUGUUCAUGAGAAUGUGAGAUUGGGUUGUACUUUCCUGUGGAGGGUUUGUCCGGUACGAGCAAGUGGUGGUGGAGGAACCAGGUGGGGGCGGGGAGAGCAGGGCUGUGGCACGGCGUGCAUCCUCCUCAUCCGUACCUACGCAGCGCACACUUCCGACUCCGAUGCUUGUGAUGAGGAGGUCCAACACCCCCACGCUGAGCCUGGUGAUGCCACCCCUCCCUCUCCUGCUGCUGAAGCAGGGAGCGGUGUGAGAGCAGCUGCUGCUGUGACUCACCCUUCCAAGGGUUCGAUUAAAGAGAGGCGGAGUCGCAGGGAGCGAGUGGACAGUGCGGGCGUAGAGAAACUGGCUGCUGGUAUGCCCCUUUCUUCCCAAGAUGCAAACGAGGCGUCUAGAAGGCAGCGGAUGGGAGAAACUGCGUGUGAGACUCCUCAAAGGAGAAGGGAGCGACUUCGACCCCGUGUGGGUGAGAUCAAGGGAAGCACGAGGUUCGGGAUGGGGAUGGGCGGCGUUGGGGGGAGGCAGGCUGUGGGAAGUGCAGGGGAGAAAAGGGUUGCUUUCGAUCUGACUCACGAGCCGGAAGAGGCACUCGAAGGGGAGAGCAAGAAGAGAGUGAGAGGCAAGGAGAGGGUACGAGAUAGGAGGGCGAGCGAGCGAGAGACGGAUGACAGGGGGGAGAGGGCGAAGAAUCAAGCCAGGGAUACAUUGGGCAAGUUCGUUACAUGCACGGCGGUGGAAGGGAGGGAGGAAGGGAGAAAGAGGCAGAGAGGAGGAGGCGUUGGAAGAGGUCUGGGUGUGCAAGGAGGGGGAUUAGUGGGGCGAGUGGGAGAUCGUGAGGGGGGAGAGAGCGAGCAGGGGGCAGUGGGGCUGGAGGGCGGAGCAGCAGCGGUCCCAGGGACACCUGACCAGGGCGAGGGGAAGAGGCGCAGGGUUGGCGUGUCAGCAACAGCUGCACCGACGGUUGCAGCAGCAGCAAGGUCAGCAGAAAGAUCAGCAGCACGGGCAGCAGCGACAGCGCUACCACCAACAGUAAAAGCAGCAGCAACAGCAGGACCACCACCAAUAGCACAACCAGCACCAGCACCAGCACCACCAGCAACACCAGCAACACCAGCACGACCGGCAUCAGCAGCACCACCAGCUGCAGCAGCAGCGCCACCACCAGCAGCAGCAUCAACACCAGCACCAGCACCAGCACCACCACAAGCACCAGGGCGGGCAACAGGAAACGAUGCAAGCGAGCGAUCCUCCCUACAAGACACUCUGCGGAACUCUCUACAGAGCAUCGGGUUCGACCGCGCCAAGAGGGAGAUCGCCAAAGAGCUGAAGCGGCAGCAGGUGUCGGUGGCAGCGAGUGCCAUGAGGGCAGUGCAGGAGGCGAGGAGAGAGGAGGAGCGGGGUGUGAGGGAGAUGAGGGCUCUGGAAGCAGCGGAGGAGACGAGAAUCGAGGGGGUGAGGGCGCACUAUGACCGGCGGAUUAAUGAUUUCAUGCAGGGGCUGUUUCAGGAGAUCAAUGAGAGGAGCGCACGGAGAGGUGAUACCGGGUGAUUGGUGCAGACGGUGGGUGAAACGUUGGACUGCAGAACGAUGAAGGAAGACACUUCACCCUGGAAUCAGGGAUUCUGCAGCGCUGCAACUCUGACUGAAUCUGGGUUUGUGUAUGAGACACCUGUCAACUUAUACAUAUCAUGCAUGUAGAAGUUAUAGGAUAGUAUCGGUGUGUGCUCUUAGUGAGUACAACCCAACUGCUAUAUGUUCCCUGUUUCCCCUCUAGUAAUUUAUUCACGUAUU
Molecule: messenger RNA, 4907 nt
Organism: Closterium sp. NIES-67
Lineage: Eukaryota; Viridiplantae; Streptophyta; Zygnematophyceae; Desmidiales; Closteriaceae
Source: the annotation of a GenBank genome assembly